GCAUUCUUGUCCUAUUCUUUUUUUUGUCCUUUUUUUGUUUUUUUUUCUUCUUUUUUUUUUUCCACUUCUUUGCUUAUUGUUUGUAUCUGGGAACGCUGGAGGAGAUGGUUUGGAGCCUUUUCCUGAGCCAAGUUUUUCUAGCAGGCGAUGGGGCCGUGGACGCGGCGAGGUCCCGAGUCCGCGGCGACCGUGCUGCGGAGCGACUCCGGCGAGAUGUGCAACUGGUUUUUAUGGAAAAAGCGAUGUGAAGUGUGGUGCCUGUUUUUUCCUUUGUAAAAAUAUUUUAAAAGCAUGUUUCUACCUCUUUUUUUUUCGCCUACUCUUUUUCUGAUAAGAUUUUUGGAUAGGUGGGAUUUUACGCAGUGUUUACAAGUUUGUGGUUUUGCAAUUCGGGUACAAACCACUGAGCAGAGGCGUGCCUUUUCCAUUUUCUUGGUGCCCUUUUUGGAGCCGGUGAGAACAAAUUCGUUUUCCCCCCGUUUUUGAUAGCCGUUGAUAACGUGAAACUUUUCUUGCAGCUGGUUACUGGGAUUAUUUUUAAGCAAAAUACUUUUUUCCCUCCUUUAAAUUAACCAUGACUUUUGCACAUUUGACUUUUUUAAAACCCGAGAUAAUUUUAUGAUAGAUAUCCUGAUAUCUAUAUCUAUAUUACCCCUUCUUCCUGCCCCGCCGCUCCCCUUAUAUCAAUUUUCAAAUGAUGGCAGUGGAAGGUUUUUCUGGAAAAAAAAAAUGAAGUGCGGUUUGGUUUCCUUGUCAACGGAGGAUGAAGUGAACGGCUGAACAGCUCGCAGCGAGCAGGAUUAAAACACGGUGACCCAACCAUGACUGGCAAAACACAGACCAGCAACGUCACCAAUAAGAACGACCCCAAGUCCAUCAACUCCCGGGUUUUCAUCGGCAAUCUGAACACAGCCAUUGUCAAGAAAGUUGACAUUGAAGCCAUUUUUUCCAAGUAUGGGAAGAUCGUUGGAUGCUCAGUUCACAAAGGUUACGCAUUCGUGCAGUAUAUGAGUGAGCGGCACGCGAGAGCAGCGGUGGCCGGAGAAAACGCCAGGAUCAUCGCAGGCCAGCCCCUCGAUAUCAACAUGGCCGGGGAACCCAAGCCCUACAGACCAAAACCCGGGAACAAGAGGCCCCUCUCUGCUCUGUACAGACUUGAGUCAAAGGAGCCUUUCCUAUCUGUUGGUGGUUACGUCUUCGACUAUGAUUACUACAGAGAUGAUUUCUACAAUCGGUUGUUCGAUUACCACGGCCGCGUGCCUCCACCUCCCCGCGCGGUCAUCCCGCUGAAGCGCCCCAGGGUGGCUGUCUCAACGACUCGCCGGGGAAAGGGGGUCUUUUCCAUGAAAGGGGGGUCGAGAUCUGCUGCCAGCGGGUCCUCUUCAUCAGGCUCGAAAUUGAAAUCGGAUGAGUUACAGACAAUCAAGAAAGAAUUAACGCAGAUCAAAACUAAAAUCGACUCCUUGCUGGGGCGCCUGGAGAAGAUUGAGAAGCAGCAGAAGGCAGAGGCGGAAGCUCAGAAGAAGCAAUUGGAAGAGAGCAUAGAGCUGAUCCAAGAGGAAUGUGUGUCGGAGAAUGCAGACCACUCUCCCGAGGAGCCUGCAGAAGGAGGGCCCGACGCAGACGGCGAGGAGAUGACCGAUGGCGUAGAGGAGGACUUCGAGGAAGACGGGGGCCACGCGCUGUUUCUACAGAUAAAGUGAUCUGAAUGAAUGAACGAAGCCACGCAGCAGAAAAGAGGCGUUCUGACAACCCCAGAGAUGUCAGAGGAGAUUCCUUACUGGAGAGCAACAUCUUUGGUUCAAUUUACAUAAAAACCCAAAUAAAUAAAAUGGACAGUAUUGUUCAGUCUUAGAAAUUCCAUUUCUUCUAUGUUCUGAGCUGUAUAAUUGUCAGAUUUUUAUGGUUUAGAUUGUAAAUGUGUGUUUCCCUUUGCUAAUUAUGUUUGGGUUGUUGUUGUUGUUUGUCUUAAAAAUCUUAAAAUGUGAAGGAUAUUAUGAAUGGUGAGGGAGACACUAUAUACAAAUGUAUAUUUGUAAAAGCUAUUUUUAUGAUUAGCAUGUUUCACCAUUGAUCAUAUAUAAAGUCGGGUGAUAUUGCAAUUCUAUGUUUAAAGCUUAUUCCCAACAAUGUUAUGUAAGAAAAGAUACAUCAUAUGCUAGUUUUUGUAAUUUAUUUUUAAUUUAUAGUUUAAAGUACUUCAGAUCAUAAGGAUAAAAUACUUGAAAAGGUUAUAUUUCUGCCCUAUAUGCGCACCAUUUUUACUCAUAAGGAAUGCAACUAUUUCAGAUGUGAGUCAAGAGCUAAAGGUAUCAGCGUGACCUGUGGUUGAGUUCAGCAUCCCUCUCUCUCCUGGAUGGGAUGACCCUGCUCUCACCCAACCCGCAGUCAGGGGCAGGAGAGCCCGGGGAAGGUGUCAGUGUGAAUGCAGGUGAGAAUGCGGAGGGAUGGUCUCGUCUUGGACCCACGCGUGUACCUGAGUGCCAGCAUCGUCCAUCUCCUGCGACCAGGAAUACCCCACCACCACCACCACCACUGAGCAUCGCCAGUGUUCUCCGGAGCGAGCUGCCGCCUUGCGCUGUGGAAAUAGAAGAGCCCAACCUCACAGCCUGGGAGAGUUCAGCACAUAAUUUCUUAAUAAAUUCUGUUUCUUUUCAAACAAAA
Myotis davidii is the source of this 2664-nucleotide messenger RNA. It is a transcript of the gene RALYL, whose product is annotated as RALY RNA binding protein-like. NCBI's taxonomy places the organism in Eukaryota, Metazoa, Chordata, Mammalia, Chiroptera, Vespertilionidae. The transcript has 9 exons. Bases 822 to 1703 code for a protein of 293 amino acids. Gene Ontology annotation, cellular component: nucleus. Gene Ontology annotation, molecular function: RNA binding. The record is from RefSeq and is a predicted model, not a curated record.